Messenger RNA from Monascus purpureus, 375 nucleotides. NCBI's taxonomy places the organism in Eukaryota, Fungi, Ascomycota, Eurotiomycetes, Eurotiales, Aspergillaceae. The record is from the annotation of a GenBank genome assembly.
AUGUCAGUCCACAGCGACAAUAAGGAAUCACCGCACCCACCCAAGGUCGAUGAGGCACACGAACAGAUUCAGAGAGCUGAACAGCCAUAUACCAUCUUCAGUUCGCGGGAGAAAAAAUGGAUUAUUGCCGCAGUUACCGUGAUUGCGUGCUUUUCUCCGCUCGCGAGCAAUAUUUAUUAUCCUGCUUUGAAUGCCCUGGCAACUGAUCUCCAUACAUCUUUGUCUUUGAUGAAUCUGACCCUUACCUCGUAUAUGAUCAUUCAAGCCAUCUCACCUAUAAUUAUCGCAACGUUCUCUGACGUCACUGGCCGACGACCUGCAUACUUUAUUUGCUUUAUAGUAUUCAUAGCAGCCUUAUUACAAAGUGUCCGAUAA